Molecule: messenger RNA, 2672 nt
Organism: Phascolarctos cinereus (koala)
Lineage: Eukaryota; Metazoa; Chordata; Mammalia; Diprotodontia; Phascolarctidae
Gene: NLGN2
Product: neuroligin 2
Cellular component (GO): membrane
Molecular function (GO): neurexin family protein binding
Source: RefSeq, a predicted model, not a curated record
AUCUCCCUCCCUCUCCCCCCCCCUACUCUCUCUCUCUCCGAGGGGGGGGAUCCCAGGGAGGGAGGGGGGUCCCCCCCAAUCAGCAUGUGGCUCUUGGUGCUGUGUCUGGUGGGGCUGGUGGGGGCUCAAAGGGGCGGAGGGGGUCCAAUAGGCGGUAUCCCAGGGGGUCCUGGGGCUGGGGAGGAACGAUUCCCAGUGGUUGGCACCGCGUAUGGGCGUGUGCGGGGAGUUCGUAGAGAACUCAACAACGAGAUCCUGGGCCCAGUGAUGCAGUUCCUGGGGGUCCCCUACGCCACACCCCCUCUGGGGGCCCGACGCUUCCAGCCCCCUGAGGCACCAGCCUCUUGGCCUGGGGUGAGGAACGCUACCGCCCUCCCGCCUGCCUGCCCCCAGAACCUCCACGGCGCCCUCCCAGCCAUCAUGCUCCCGGUCUGGUUCACGGACAACCUGGAGGCUGCCGCUGGCUACGUGCAGAACCAGAGUGAGGACUGUCUGUACCUCAACCUCUACGUGCCCACUGAGGAUGGUCCGAUCACAAAAAAACGUGACGAGUCGACGCUCAAUCCGCCCCCGCCAGACACAGACAUCCGGGACUCGGGGAAGAAGCCGGUGAUGCUGUUCCUCCACGGGGGCUCCUACAUGGAGGGGACGGGGAACAUGUUUGACGGCUCGGUCCUGGCCGCUUAUGGCAACGUGAUUGUGGUCACGCUCAACUACCGGCUCGGUGUGCUCGGGUUCCUCAGCACAGGGGACCAGGCUGCCAAGGGUAACUAUGGGCUCCUCGACCAGAUCCAAGCACUGCGCUGGCUCAGUGAAAAUGUGGGGCACUUUGGAGGUGACCCAGAGCGAAUUACCAUCUUUGGCUCUGGAGCUGGAGCCUCAUGUGUUAACCUGCUUAUUCUCUCUCACCACUCUGAAGGACUGUUCCAGAAAGCCAUUGCCCAGAGUGGUACAGCCAUCUCCAGCUGGUCUGUUAACUACCAGCCACUCAAGUACACACAACUGUUGGCAGCAAAGGUGGGCUGUAACCAGGAAGAAAAUGCUGAGGUUGUGGAGUGUCUUCGAAGAAAACCCUCUCGGGAGCUUGUCGAUCAGGAUGUGCAACCAGCCCGCUACCACAUUGCGUUUGGUCCAGUGGUGGAUGGUGACGUGGUCCCAGAUGACCCAGAGAUCUUGAUGCAGCAGGGUGAAUUUCUCAACUAUGACAUGCUGAUUGGUGUCAACCAGGGUGAGGGCUUGAAGUUUGUGGAGGAUUCAGCAGAGAGUGAGGAUGGUGUAUCAGCUAGCGCCUUUGACUUCACAGUCUCCAACUUUGUGGACAAUCUCUAUGGCUACCCUGAGGGCAAAGAUGUCCUGAGAGAGACCAUCAAGUUCAUGUACACAGACUGGGCUGACCGGGACAAUGGUGAAAUGAGGCGGAAGACGCUCCUAGCUCUCUUUACUGACCACCAGUGGGUGGCCCCAGCCGUGGCUACUGCAAAGCUUCAUGCUGAUUACCAAUCACCUGUCUACUUCUAUACUUUCUACCAUCAUUGCCAGGCAGAGGGCAGGCCUGAGUGGGCUGAUGCAGCUCAUGGUGAUGAGCUGCCCUACGUGUUUGGGGUGCCCAUGGUGGGUGCCACGGAUCUCUUUCCCUGCAACUUCUCCAAGAAUGAUGUCAUGCUCAGCGCUGUUGUCAUGACCUACUGGACCAACUUCGCCAAGACUGGUGAUCCCAACCAGCCAGUUCCCCAGGAUACCAAGUUCAUCCACACCAAGCCCAACCGCUUUGAGGAGGUCGUGUGGAGCAAGUUCAACAGUAAGGAGAAGCAGUACCUGCAUAUAGGCCUCAAACCCCGAGUCCGGGACAACUACCGUGCCAACAAGGUGGCCUUCUGGCUGGAGCUGGUGCCCCACCUCCACAAUCUUCACACUGAACUCAUCACAUCCACUACCACCCGCCUGCCACCCUAUGCUACGCGCUGGCCCCCUCGUCCACCGCCUGGGGCCACAGGCACCCGCCGGCCCCCACCACCAGCCACCACUCCACCUGAGCCUGAACCAGACCCCGGGCCCCGGGCCUAUGACCGCUUCCCAGGGGAUUCACGGGACUACUCCACAGAGCUGAGUGUCACUGUGGCUGUUGGUGCCUCCCUUCUCUUCCUCAACAUCCUAGCCUUUGCUGCCCUGUACUACAAGCGGGACCGGCGACAGGAGCUACGAUGCCGGCGGCUCAGCCCACCUGGUGGCACAGGCUCCGGAGGGCUUGGUGGGGGCCCCCUGCUCCCCACAGCUGGCCGGGAGAUACCUGAGGAGGAAUUGGUGUCCUUGCAGCUAAAGCGGGGUGGUGGUGUAGGAGGGGACCCAGGAGAGACCCUUCGCCCAUCCUGCCCACCUGAUUAUACCCUUGCCCUUCGUCGGGCACCGGACGACAUGCCUCUCCUUGCCCCUGGAGCCCUGACCCUGCUGCCAAGUGGUCUGGGUCCACCCCCACCCCCUCCACCCCCCACCCUCCACCCUUUUGGGCCCUUCCCUCUGCCUCCCCCAACCACUGCCAGCCACAACAACACGCUACCCCAUCCCCAUUCUACCACCCGGGUAUAGGGAGCGGCAUUGGGGGGGGGGAGUGCACACCACUCAGCUCUCCCCAAACCAGACAGGAAGGGAGACUCAACAAUGAUCAUGGAGUCUAG